Molecule: messenger RNA, 1043 nt
Organism: Rubroshorea leprosula
Lineage: Eukaryota; Viridiplantae; Streptophyta; Magnoliopsida; Malvales; Dipterocarpaceae
Source: the annotation of a GenBank genome assembly
AAGGAAUCAGAAAUCAUCACGCAUUUUCUUUGAUACCAAUCCAAACAUUCUCUCUCAAAAAAAAAAAUCGUCCAUCUCCUGCUAGCUAUCCACCAUCCGGAGCCUCUCUCUUUCGCAUCCUCUUCUUGGGUUACUCUUCCAUCUAUGUAGUUAAUUUUUCCAUCAAAUUAAUGUCUCUCCACCUGCAUGUUUUCAGCUUUGAGCAUUAAGAAGUCAGCUAAAAGCGAAGAUCGUUAUUUGGCAUCCUCUUCUUGGGUUACUCUUCCAUCUCUCUAGUUAAUGUUUCCAGCAAAUUAAUGUCCCGCCACCUGCAUGUUUUCAGCUUUGAGCAUUAAAGUCAGCUAAAAGCGAAGAUCGAUAUAUGGCAUCCUCUUCUUGGGUUACUCUUCCAUCUCUCUAGUUAAUUUUUCCAGAAAAUUAAUGUCUCUCGAGCUGCAUGUUUUCAGCUUUGAGCAUUAAGAAGUCAGCUAAAAGCGAAGAUCGUUAUUUGACAUCCUCUUCUUGGGUUACUCUUCCAUCUCUGUAGUUAAUUUUUCCAGCAAAUUAAUGUCUCUCCACCUGCAUAUUUUCAGCUUUGAGCAUUAAGAAGUUAGCAAAAGGCGAAGCGAUUUGGGCAAACUUUUGCAAUAUGACCCUCACGGUUACACAGUUGACAAGUUACUUUAUAUCGUUGCGGGCAUAUAGUAGCAACAUGUCCAGAAAUAUCACAUAUUUGGCAAACAACGUUGUCUUCAUUUUUAGGCAAUGGACUGUCUUGGGGGAUUGCAAUAUGAUUCCUUGAUGUUGUCAACUUCUUCCUUAGAGGACUCCGAGAUGGACAAUCCCAUAAUGAUUCAGGAGUAUCCGCAACAAUUCCUAUCUGCCGGAUCGUUCUUCGCUGCAACUUCCAGCAAACCUCCUCCACGUGGUGUGGUUGCUUACAGACGCUGGAGGAUGAACCAAAAUGCAAGGAUCAACAAGGAAAGCUGCCGACGUCCGCUAGCUGGAGGCUCAUGAACAAUGCAAGGAAAAUAUACAUGCAAAAAUAAAUCAAUCAAUUGACC